AUGCUCUUCCUGGGUUAUUCGAAUGCAGUUCUGGUGAACCCAACGUGCGCGCCGAACGGGUGCGGCCAACCAGUGCAAGAAGCCAAGCAGAAUAAUUGGCAGUGCAUCUGCCUGAAUGUUACUGACGAAUCUGGGGAGAUCUUAGACUGCAGAUGCGAAGGCUUGUCAUUGAAUAGAGUUCCACAAAAGCUUCACACGGGUUUACACAAACUCACAUUAUUCAACUGCGGCUUGAAAAUGCUACGACGUAGAGGUCUGCAGCCGUACAGUGCUACGCUUAUGGACAUAAUCAUAACAGACAUGCCAUAUUUUGAAGAAAUUGAAGCAGGAGCGUUCAGUAAUAUCGCUUUGUUAAGAACAAUAUACAUUUCUCAUGCUCCUGAGUUACAUAAUAUAUCAAGGCAUGUGUUUCAAGGAGUCUCGCAUACCUUAAAAUCUCUGCGUAUCAUGUACACUGGACUUGAUCACAUUCCAGAUAUGAAUUUGAUGCACGGAGGCAAUAUAUUGCAUAUCAUAGAUUUUGAAGGAAAUAGAAUAAGACGAAUUGAAAAUGAAGCUUUUCGAGUUAUUGCAGAACAAUUGAUACUAGAUCAUAAUCCAAUAAAUUGGGUGGGAGAUCAUGCAUUUUCAGGGUCACAAAUAGGAAAACUGAGCUUCAAAGGAAACAAAGAGAUCCGUCAACUACAACCUAAGACUUUUAGUGGAAUAAUGCAAAUAAGAGAAUUAGAUUUAUCAUAUACUUCCUUGGAAGCACUACCUCCAGAAGGCUUGGAAGGAUUAGAAAUCCUUAGAAUAGAAAAUACGCCAACACUUAAAGUUAUUCCUAGCAUUUAUCAUUUAAAGAGCUUGAGACAAGCGCAUUUAACAUAUGCAUUUCACUGCUGUGCUUUUCAAUAUCCAGCAAGACAUGAUCCGAUUCUUUAUGCUCAGAGAGUUGCUUAUAUAGAACGGGCCCGAAGAUUUUGUGACAGUGCCGAAGGACGAGCACUUACAGAAGGAAAUGAAACUAAUUUAGAUGCUUCUACAAUAAGCGAUUUUGAACUUUGGAAUGCUAUCGGACGAAGGCAAAAGCGAACAGUUAUACAUUUUGACCCGGAGCAAGCUGGGAAAGAUCACGUUGUUUCGGGGGCCAAAAAUAUAAACCAUCAUUUUGCCGGACAGUUUUCGCAUAACCAAAAUCAUAUUAACGAAAACGAAAAUGACAAAAAUGGUUUCUAUAAAACAAACAACGAUUUCGUGAUACCCGAAAAAUCCGGUGAGUCCGUUAAUGUGUGGUCGUCGGAGUCAUCUUCAUCAGAGAAUGGUGCUGAUUCUGGAAUGGAUUUUGGAGUUUUUCACGAAAUGACCACAGAAAUCGGAGUUGUCGGCCUUACUGCUAUUUGUGGAAACUUAACAGAAUCAUCACCACCAGUAAGGUGUAAGCCUAAGGCUGAUGCAUUAAAUCCUUGCGAAGAUGUAAUGGGAUCUUCAUGGCUUAGAAUCAGUGUUUGGUUAGUGUUGUUUAUUACGAUUUUGGGUAAUAUCUCAGUUUUGGUGGUGUCGCUCUGCAGUGGUGGUGAACAAUCUGUCUCCAGAUUUUUGAUGGUUCAUCUUGCACUUGCUGACCUCUGCAUGGGAUUAUACCUUCUACUCUUAGCUUGUAUUGAUGCCCAUUCGAUGGGAGAAUUUUUUAAUUAUGCCAGCGACUGGCAGUAUGGUGCCGGUUGCAAAGUGGCAGGUUUUCUAACAGUAUUUGCUGCUCAAUUGUCAAUUUUUUCUCUAUCAGUAUUAACGGUGGAACGAUGGAUGGCCAUAACCAGGGCCAUAUAUUUGGAAAGGCGUUUGGAUAGUAGGAUGGCCUAUCGCGCAAUGGCUUGUGGUUGGUUAUAUUCUUUAUCAGCAGCAAUUUUACCUCUUUUUGGGAUAAACAACUAUUCAUCCACUAGCAUAUGCCUUCCUAUGUCCACGGAGGACAACGCUGAUAUGGCCUAUAUCGUAGUUCUGCUGGUCGUGAACGGCCUGGCCUUCGUGCUGGUUGCCCUGUGCUACAUACAAAUCUAUUCGUCACUAGGAGGAGGUGAAAACGGAGUCAGGAGCGAAAUGCACGUUGCGAAAAAGAUAGCACUUCUGGUUUUUAUUUAUUUCGUGUGCUGGGCCCCGAUCGCAUUCUUUGCCAUCACUGCCAUAGCAGGAAAGCCCCUGAUAGACGUAUCGCAUUCGAAAAUAUUGCUAGUGUUUUUCUACCCGUUGAAUUCUUGCGCCAAUCCGUUCCUGUACGCCAUUCUAACAAAACAGUACAGGCGAGACGUAACAUUGAUGUUAAUCAGACAUGGACUCUAUCAGAAGAAUAACAGAAGUCGAACAACCUUCUCUUUGCAAACUCUCAACAACUCUAAUGGUCAACCUUUACCACUUAUACAAAAGCCCUCGGACCAGACCCCAAGAAAUAGCGAUGUGCCCAAUCAAGAAGAAACCUUUUUGUGA
Ctenocephalides felis (cat flea) is the source of this 2463-nucleotide messenger RNA. It is a transcript of the gene Lgr1, whose product is annotated as thyrotropin receptor. The record is from RefSeq and is a predicted model, not a curated record. Gene Ontology annotation, molecular function: G protein-coupled receptor activity; protein-hormone receptor activity. NCBI's taxonomy places the organism in Eukaryota, Metazoa, Arthropoda, Insecta, Siphonaptera, Pulicidae. The transcript has 18 exons. Bases 1 to 2463 code for a protein of 820 amino acids. Gene Ontology annotation, cellular component: membrane. Gene Ontology annotation, biological process: G protein-coupled receptor signaling pathway.